Messenger RNA from Neohortaea acidophila, 4590 nucleotides. RefSeq names its product SNF2 family DNA-dependent ATPase domain-containing protein. The record is from RefSeq and is a predicted model, not a curated record. Gene Ontology annotation, molecular function: histone binding; DNA binding; ATP-dependent chromatin remodeler activity. Bases 1 to 4590 code for a protein of 1529 amino acids. The transcript has 2 exons. Gene Ontology annotation, cellular component: Ino80 complex; nucleus. NCBI's taxonomy places the organism in Eukaryota, Fungi, Ascomycota, Dothideomycetes, Mycosphaerellales, Teratosphaeriaceae. Gene Ontology annotation, biological process: DNA-templated transcription; chromatin remodeling; DNA repair.
AUGUCCAACUCCCUCCUCAAAGCAUCUUCUCCUCCAAGCACAUCCGCUUCAGCCGCUUCCUCCGCCAUCCCGAAACCCCCGAGCAGGAAGGCAAGUCGGGCUUCCAGCCUGUCGACCUCACAGCUGCCGCCGGUCAAACCUGAACUCUUGGACGCCGCUCGUGCGCCUGCUACUCCAACCGCUCAGCCACCCGCUGCAAGCGCGCGUUCGUCGCAACCUCCACCGCCGCCGCCGCAGCAGCCGGGUCCUCCAAGUCUCACCAUCCGCGACACUGAAGCAGCUUGGGCCGAAAUCGAGAAGCAAGACCUGUCUGACGUUGAGAUUGAGGUGCCGGGCAUGGAAGCCUUGCGGAAAGAGUAUGCUGCAAGGUCACACAAGCGCACUCUGGAGCUGGAAGUCACGGAGAGCAUGAAGCGGAAGAAGCGGCGAUUGGAUGUUAUUCAGAAAUAUUACAAUCACUUCAACGAGGCUGCGGACGCCGAACGACAGGCGUUCAUCGACGCACAUGAGAACGAGGUCGCGGAAGAGGUGCGGAUGAAAGAGGUUGAAGAAGAUAAAGAGCGAAAGAAAGACCAGCAGCGCAAGAGACGGCGUGAAAAGGCCAUCGCCGAUGCACAAAUUGAGCGACAAGAGGCCUUGGACAACCUUGCUGCGGCCGACAAUGAGGAAGACCGAGCGCGUCUCGAAAAAGACAUACAGCGAUUCGACAAGAAGAUCCGAGAUACAAACAGUCGAUUACAAGGCAUAGACCCGGCGAAAGAGGCCAAGGCGGAGAAUGCUGCCAAUGCUGCCGCGUUGGGCCGGAGGGAGCGAGAAGUCGCGAUGGACGGCGGCCUCAUGACCUCCUUCUACACCAGCAACGCUGACGGGCUGGACGAUGCUACUCCAGAAUAUCCCGCAACCACUGCACGUGGUCGUGCUCGCGCGGCUAAGGGCGCUGGGAAUGGUCGCGCGCGAAAGAGCAAGGAGCAAAAGCAGGCCGAGAAAGACUCGGCUGCUCGCGCUCAAGCCUAUCUUGAUCAAGGCCAAGAGCUCCCACUCAUCGCGCCCAGAGAAGAAGAGCGGUUGCAAGGCUUGUCUAGCCGCCGUCAACAAGACCGUGAAGACUCCGAGUUGUCCGAUGCAGCUGGCGCUCUUGACAUGCAGCCCACCGCCGGGCUCACGGGCAUGGCCAAGUUCGAAAGCAAGGGCUACAACCAGAUCUACGAGCAAAUCACCCGCGACCACGCCAAGAACGUGGCAAAGGUUAUGAGGGUCAAGAACAGUAGUCUGGACACCAAACAAUCCAACGCGCGCAAGACGGCGCAGCUUGCUUCGAAGGAGGCGCGGAGGUGGCAGCUGCGGACCAACAAGAGCACCAAGGACGUUGCUGCCCGAGCCAAGCGUGCCAUGCGAGAGAUGCUCGGGUUCUGGAAACGGAACGAGAGAGAUGAACGCGAAGGUCGCAAGGCUGCGGAACGACAGGAGCUCGACAAGGCGAAGAAGGCGGAAGCCGAGCGCGAAGCGAAUCGACAGAGGAGGAAGCUCAACUUCUUGAUCUCGCAGACCGAACUGUACUCCCAUUUCAUCGGCAAGAAAGUCAAGACGGAUGAGAUUGAGAAGUCCGGCGUGGAUCAAGACGGCGUUGCGCCCACUGCGCAGACGAUCCAGGAUACCGCUGGUGGCAAGGCUAUUGACUUUCCGGAUCCCAGUGGCUCACUCAAGGACAAGGUCACCAACUUCGAGGAUCUGGAUUUCGACAACGAUGAUGAAACAGCGCUGCAGGAGGCUGCCAUGGCGAAUGCACAGAAUGCCAUCAAGGAAGCUCAAGAUCGCGCUCGGGCCUUCAACCAACAAGGUGAUGGACCGGAUCUGUCGAAUGCUCAGGACAGCCUGGACGAUGGCGAGAUGAACUUCCAGAACCCGUCCAGUCUGCAAAGUAUGGACGUGGCGCAGCCGAAGAUGCUGGAUUGUCAGUUGAAAGAGUACCAGCUCAAGGGUCUCAAUUGGCUCGUGAAUCUGUACGAGCAGGGCAUCAACGGUAUCCUCGCCGAUGAGAUGGGUCUGGGCAAGACGGUUCAGUCCAUCUCCGUCAUGGCAUAUCUGGCCGAAGUGCACGACAUUUGGGGUCCAUUCCUCGUUAUUGCGCCUGCGAGUACGCUCCACAACUGGCAACAGGAGAUUACGCGAUUCGUGCCGGAUAUCAAGGUCCUACCGUACUGGGGCUCUGCCAAAGACCGCAAGAUCUUGAGAAAGUUCUGGGAUCGCAAACACAUCACGUACACUCGCGACUCGCCCUUUCAUGUCUUGGUGACAUCGUACCAGCUGGUCGUGCAGGAUACGGCCUACUUCCAGAAAAUCAAGUGGCAGUACAUGAUCCUGGACGAGGCGCAGGCGAUCAAGUCUUCGCAAUCAGCACGCUGGAAGAGCUUGCUUGGCUUCCAUUGCAGGAAUCGCCUCUUGCUCACCGGCACGCCCAUUCAGAACAACAUGCAGGAGUUGUGGGCUCUGCUUCAUUUCAUCAUGCCUUCGCUGUUCGACAGCCACGACGAGUUUUCCGAAUGGUUUUCCAAGGACAUUGAGAACCAUGCUCAGUCGAAUACCAAACUCAACGAAGACCAGCUCCGCCGGCUGCAUAUGAUUCUCAAGCCCUUCAUGCUGCGACGCAUCAAGAAGCAUGUGCAGAAGGAGCUGGGCGACAAGAUUGAGGAGGACGUCUUCUGCGACCUCACGUAUCGACAACGCGCGUACUACACCAGUUUGCGUAACAAGAUCAGCUUGCUCGAUCUCAUUGAGAAGGCGGCCAUUGGCGACGACCAAGACGCUGCUACGCUGAUGAACUUGGUUAUGCAAUUCCGCAAGGUGUGCAACCACCCCGACUUAUUUGAGCGCGCGGAGAUUACGAGUCCAAUGUCCAUGUCGUACUUUGCGGAGACGGCGUCGUUCAUGCGAGAAGGCUCUUUCGUGCAAGUCGCGUAUUCGGUGCGCAGCAUGAUUGAGUACUGGCUGCCGCGUAUGCUUGGAGACGAUGGAGGCAGGUUGGACAUCGCUGGGCCUGACAAUGUCAAGGCGGGCUGGAGGAAGCAGUGGCUGAAUACAAAUUUCAGCAUCUGGGAUCCGAGGAACAUGCAGCAGAGUCAGAAAGGCAAUGGUGCCUUCUCUUGGUUGCGAUUCGUGGACCAAUCAGCUGGUGGGAUUGCCGAGUUGGCACGCAAGACGCACUUUGAACGUGCUGUCGACCUUGCUACCGACAAGAACUGGAUGGGCCGACUGCAGGUUGCAUACGACGAUAACAAUGAGAAGGAGAACGCGGGCUUUACGCCGGUGCACGCCAUGCUCAAUAUCGUCAAGCGCAACGAUCGCAAGGCUCUAAGCGAUGUCACCAACGACGGUUAUCUGCAUCAGCUCAUGAACAUCUCGCGGACGUCUAUCGAGGACCAAGGCUUCAACGUCAUCGAGACGUCCUACUUCCCUGCUGCUUCCGCGCCGCCCAUCGAACUCGUCUGCCCGACGGAGAAGUCUCUCGUCGAGAAGGAGACCACCUUCUUCAACGUCCCCAUGCGCCGCGCACUCUACCCCAUCAAUCUCAACACCGAAAGCGCGCUGCUCCAUUCCUCGCUGCCUCCGUCGAAAUACCCCGUCACCAACCUCCUGCCCCCACCCGCGUCCCAAAAGCAACGCUUCACCAAAAUCCAAGUGCCCAGCAUGCGCCGCUUCGUCACCGACUCAGGCAAACUCGCGCGGCUCGACCAACUCCUCCGCCAACUGAAAGAGGGCGGCCACCGCGUCCUCCUCUACUUCCAAAUGACGCGCAUGAUCGACCUGAUGGAGGAGUACCUCACCUACCGCAACUACAAGUACUGCCGCCUCGACGGGUCCACGAAGCUCGAAGACCGCCGCGACACCGUCGCCGCCUUCCAGUCGUCGCCCGACAUUUUCGUCUUCUUGCUUUCCACCCGUGCCGGUGGGCUGGGAAUCAACCUCACGGCCGCGGACACCGUCAUCUUCUACGACUCCGAUUGGAAUCCCACGAUCGACUCCCAAGCCAUGGACCGCGCGCAUCGUCUCGGCCAGACGCGGCAGGUGACGGUGUACAGACUCAUCACGCGCGGCACAAUCGAAGAGCGCAUCCGCAAACGCGCCCUGCAGAAGGAAGAAGUGCAGCGCGUCGUUAUCUCGGGCCAAGCAGGCGGCGGAGAUCGAAUUGUCGAUUUCAACAACCGCGGCUCGCGCGAGACGAAUCGCACCAAGGAGAUGGCGAUGUGGCUUGCGGAUGAUGAGGAGGCGGCGCUCAUCGAGCGGCGCGAGGCGGAGGUCAUUGAAGAGGAGGCGAAGGGGAGUGCGGCUCCUGGAAGCAGUAAGAAGAAGAGGAAGAGCGCGCUGGCGGGCACGAAGAGGAAGGAGUUUAGUAUGGAUGAUAUGUACCAUGAAGGCGAGGGCAAAUUCGAGGACGCGUCGCAUGAAGUCUCGGGCGCCGCGACGCCUUUGUCGUCUGUUGUUGAUGGCGGAGCGGGUGCAGGAGGCCCGCCGGCGAAGAAGAGGAAGGGGUUGAGUAAGAAGGCGAAGACGGUGAAGCAGCGGCUGGCUGUUAUUGAUGGCGAGGUGGGCUGA